GCGAGCGCCGCCGCCCGCCGCGGGCCGUUCGAACCGUGCCGGCCGCGGUGGCACGCUGUGGCUUUGGGCUGCAGUCUGGCCCCCGGCUUCUCCCUACAACCUUGGUGCCCACACCCCACCUCGGGGAGACCCCCCGGAACAAAUGUUUUUUUUGGGAAAACUCCCAGCAAGUCCAAGAGAGAGCCCUCGGGCCCCGCGGGAGAACGGAAAGCUAGCUUUGCGUUUCCCUGCUGCAGAUCCGGAGUUUCUGAGGCUCUUCUAUUCCUUUUUCAAAUCCCUUGUGGGCAAGGAUGUGGUCGUGGAACUCAAGAAUGACCUGAGCAUCUGUGGAACCCUCCACUCUGUGGACCAGUACCUCAAUAUCAAACUAACCGACAUCAGUGUCACUGACCCUGAGAAGUACCCUCACAUGCUAUCAGUCAAGAACUGCUUCAUCAGGGGCUCCGUGGUCCGCUAUGUGCAGCUGCCGGCCGACGAGGUGGACACUCAGCUGCUCCAGGACGCGGCACGGAAGGAGGCCCUCCAGCAGAAGCAGUGAUGCACCUCCCCCCCUUUCCCCUUCGGUGACCCCUAACUGGAUGUCCAGCUGAGGACAGGGACACCCUGCUCAGCGCUUCCGGUGUCUUGUUUUGUUAAUUUUUUUUCUUUUUAAUUGAAUGGAUGAAAGGGAUGAUAGUCGGGAACAACUAUCCUCUUGCGAAGGGAGGAUAAGAAAGCUGGGGGCUGUAAAGCGUUCCUGGUCCCUCCUUACUCCCUUUCCCUGGAGAUGGUGGGAGCUUCCUAGGCUUUCCAGGGCAACACGUGAAUGGAAAGAAUCUGUCCCGCAUCGGGAAUAAAAUUUCUGGUCAAACCGA
Molecule: messenger RNA, 854 nt
Organism: Onychomys torridus (southern grasshopper mouse)
Lineage: Eukaryota; Metazoa; Chordata; Mammalia; Rodentia; Cricetidae
Gene: Lsm2
Product: LSM2 homolog, U6 small nuclear RNA and mRNA degradation associated
Exons: 5
Coding region: 143-538 (131 amino acids)
Biological process (GO): mRNA splicing, via spliceosome
Cellular component (GO): precatalytic spliceosome; P-body; U6 snRNP
Molecular function (GO): RNA binding
Source: RefSeq, a predicted model, not a curated record